AUGUCGUGGCAAUCAUACAUCGAUGACCAUCUCAUGUGCGAUGUUGAAGGCAACCACCUCACCUCCGCCGCCAUCCUCGGCCAAGACGGCAGCGUCUGGGCCCAGAGCUCUAAUUUCCCUCAGGUGAAGCCUGAAGAGGUAGAAGGAAUCAUGAAGGACUUUAACGAACCAGGACAUCUCGCCCCAACCGGGCUAUUUCUUGGCGGAGCAAAGUACAUGGUUGUUCAAGGCGAGGGAGGAGCUGUCAUCAGAGGGAAAAAGGGACCUGGUGGAGUCACUAUCAAGAAGACAACUCAAGCUCUAGUCUUUGGUAUCUACGAUGAACCGAUGACCGGAGGACAAUGCAACUUGGUGGUGGAGAGGCUUGGUGAUUACCUUAUUGAGUCUGAUCUCUAA
Messenger RNA from Microthlaspi erraticum, 396 nucleotides. The record is from the annotation of a GenBank genome assembly. Lineage: Eukaryota; Viridiplantae; Streptophyta; Magnoliopsida; Brassicales; Brassicaceae.